AUGAUUAAGGGUAAGCCUCGAGGUCGAACAGUAAAAAUAUCAUCCGGAUUGAUCAUUGGAGUAGAACACAAAAAGAAGAGGGCAGUUGGAAGACCAAUUAAAACUCCAAGAGGACGCAAUGCUAAAGUGAAAAGGGAUUUACUAACAAAGGAGGGUUUUCGUCUACCAAAGUUACCGGCAAUUCCUAACCCGCAACAUUCGAAGAGUUAUGUCAACUAUAAGGCUGUGAAGAUUGAUAUAUGA
This is a messenger RNA of Auanema sp. JU1783, 243 nucleotides long. NCBI's taxonomy places the organism in Eukaryota, Metazoa, Nematoda, Chromadorea, Rhabditida, Rhabditidae. The record is from the annotation of a GenBank genome assembly.